Messenger RNA from Trifolium pratense (red clover), 2123 nucleotides. RefSeq names its product threonine dehydratase biosynthetic, chloroplastic-like. Gene Ontology annotation, molecular function: pyridoxal phosphate binding; threonine deaminase activity. The transcript is spliced from 9 exons. The coding region runs from base 130 to 1989 and encodes 619 amino acids. The record is from RefSeq and is a predicted model, not a curated record. Gene Ontology annotation, biological process: L-threonine catabolic process. Lineage: Eukaryota; Viridiplantae; Streptophyta; Magnoliopsida; Fabales; Fabaceae.
GCAAUAGCAACAGUAGUAGAGCAGUACACCAGUGGUCCCUGACUGUGAUCAUGUCAUUCUCCAAAAGGAUUUCAUACUCUCCUCUCCUUUUAUAUCUCUUUCUCUCUCUCAAAAGUUGCAGUGAGUGAGAUGAUCAAUAAGUGUACUUCUCCAUCUCACCUCAUUUCUGUUCAAUUUCAAAACAACUCUCAAACAAUGGAGGCGCUACAAUUAUUAUCCACGCCCCAACCUCACUUACUGAACCUCCCUCGCCACCACCACACAUUCAUCCGUCGCACUACUCUUCAACCUAACUCUUUCAUCGCUGCCGCAAUUUCCAAACCUGCAGAGAUACUUUCCUCUCUUCCUUUGCAUUCUUCCGUUGUGUCUCCUCCUCUUCCUCCUCUGUGCAAAGUUUCGCCCGAUUCACUUCAGUAUCCACCAGGUUAUGUUGGAGAUGUUCUGGAUAGGUCAUAUUCCGAUGACAGCAACGGCUUAACAAGUCCUAUGAGUUAUUUGACCAAUAUACUAACUUCUAAGGUUUAUGAUGUUGCUAAAGAAUCUCCUCUUGAAUUGGCGCCAAAACUUUCCGAAAGUCUUGGUGUUAACAUUUGGCUUAAGCGCGAAGAUCUUCAACCCGUAUUCUCAUUUAAGCUACGUGGAGCAUAUAAUAUGAUGGCUAAACUUCCAGAGGAAGUUUUGAAGAAAGGGGUUAUAUGUUCUUCAGCCGGAAAUCAUGCUCAAGGAGUUGCCUUGUCUGCCAAGAGAUUGAAUUGCAACGCCGUUAUUGCAAUGCCCGUUACCACUCCUGACAUCAAGUGGAAAUCUGUGGAGAGGCUGGGUGCUACGGUUGUCCUUAUUGGAGAUUCCUAUGAUGAAGCACAAGCAUAUGCUAAGAAGCGUGCUAUAGAGGAGGGUUGUACAUUCAUACCUCCUUUUGAUCAUCCAGAUGUCAUUAUGGGUCAGGGAACUAUAGGGAUGGAAAUUGUGCGACAGAUGAAGGGUCCGAUUCAUGCAAUCUUUGUGCCUGUGGGAGGUGGUGGUCUCAUUGCUGGUAUUACCGCUUACGUGAAGAGAACCAAUCCACAGGUGAAGAUUAUUGGGGUGGAACCCACUGAUGCAAAUGCAAUGGCUUUGUCGCUUCAUCAUGGCUACAGAGUGAUUUUAGAUCAGGUUGGAGGAUUUGCAGAUGGCGUGGCUGUUAAAGAGGUUGGUGAAGAAACUUUUCGCUUGUGCAAGGAGUUGGUAGAUGGCAUUGUUCUUGUAAGCCGUGAUGCAAUUUGUGCAUCAAUAAAGGACAUGUUUGAGGAAAAAAGGAGCAUAUUAGAACCAGCAGGCGCGCUUGCUCUUGCUGGAGCUGAGGCAUAUUGCAAGUAUUAUGGGCUCAAGGGGGAAAAUGUUAUAGCAAUAACCUCAGGAGCAAACAUGAAUUUUGAUAAACUUAGGAUCGUAACCGAGCUUGCUAAUGUUGGUCGUAAAGAAGAAGCUUUGCUAUUAACUAUCAUGCCGGAGGUGCCUGGAAGUUUCAAACGGUUUUGUCAAUUGGUAGGGCAGAUGAAUAUCACAGAAUUCAAAUACAGAUAUAAUUCCAAGGAGAAAGCUGUUGUCCUUUACAGUGUUGGGGUUCACUCACCCUUAGAACUAAAAGAAAUUCAGGAGAGAAUGGAAUCUUCUAAGCAUGUAACUCACAAUCUCUCAGAUGUAGACUUGGUGAAAGAUCAUUUGCGUCACAUGAUGGGAGCCCGACCGGAUAUACAGAACGAGGUUCUUUAUCGUUUUACAUUUCCAGAAAGACCCGGUGCUUUGAUGGAAUUUUUGGACUCCUUCAGUCCACGAUGGAAUAUCACUUUGUUCCAUUAUCGUGCACAGGGUGAAACUGGAGCAAAUGUUUUAGUUGGAAUGCAGGUUCCAAUCAGUGAGAUGGAUGAAUUUCAUGAUCAUGCCAACAGACUUGGUUACGAGUAUAAUGUGGUGAUUGAUGACCUUUUCUUCCAGCUGUUAAUGCACUGAUCAAUUGAUUAUUUUAGGCACUUUAAGAUGUAUUCAGAGUUAUGUACCGAUAAAAAAAAGAUUUAUUCAGAGUUUGGUUGAAUGGUAAAAAUCAUCAGUUAUAUAUAUUAAUCACUCAAAGAUCUAUUCACAUA